Messenger RNA from Cryphonectria parasitica EP155, 1776 nucleotides. RefSeq lists its product as uncharacterized. Gene Ontology annotation, molecular function: copper ion binding; oxidoreductase activity. The coding region runs from base 1 to 1776 and encodes 591 amino acids. The transcript is spliced from 13 exons. Lineage: Eukaryota; Fungi; Ascomycota; Sordariomycetes; Diaporthales; Cryphonectriaceae. The record is from RefSeq and is a predicted model, not a curated record.
AUGCCUUCAUUCUUUCGAGCCCUGUUCUCUGGGCUUAUAGCAUCUCAGCUGAGCUGGGCUGCACCCUCGCUUCUCCAUCCUCUUGAGCCUCGCCAGCAACCGAAUUGUAACACGGCCUCCAAUCGUGCUUGCUGGAUCAGCGGCUCGUACGAUAUCACCACUGACUAUGAAGUGAAAACUCCAUUGACGGGUGUUGUCCGACAGUAUGACUUGACUCUGACUCAAGCUGAGAACUGGCUGGGUCCGGAUGGUGUUGUCAAGGAAGAUGUGAUGCUCGUAAAUGGUAACAUUCUGGGCCCCGUCAUCCACGCUCAGUGGGGAGAUACAAUUUCUGUAACGGUCACGAACAACCUCAAGUACAAUGGGACAACGAUCCAUUGGCAUGGGAUCAGACAGCUCAACACCAACCUGCAAGAUGGAGUCAACGGUAUUACGGAAUGUCCUAUUCCACCUAACGGCGGCUCCAAGACCUACACAUUCAUUGCACACCAGUACGGAACUAGUUGGUAUCACUCUCACUUCUCGGCACAAUACGGAAACGGCAUCGUCGGCGCCAUCCAGAUUGACGGUCCUGCCAGUCUUCCCUACGAUAUUGAUCUGGGCCCUCUUGUCCUGUCGGAUUACUACUACAAAACUGCAGACGAACUUGUUGUCUACACCCAGAGCAAUGCGCCUCCCGCUAGCGACAACGUACUCUUCAAUGGAACCAACAUCAAUCCGGCUAACACGACGCAAGGCCAGUAUAAGACCAUCACUCUGACUCCAGGCAAGAGACAUCGCCUGAGAAUUAUCAACACCAGCGUCGAGAACAACUUCCAGGUGUCCAUUGUGGGCCAUUCUAUGACAGUCAUCGAAUCGGAUUUUGUUCCAGUGGACUCUUUCACGACGGAUAGCCUCUUUGUGGGCAUCGGUCAGCGCUAUGAUGUGACGAUUGAUGCCAGCCAGGCUACGGACAACUACUGGAUGAACGUCACAUUCGGCGGAGGCGGCUUUUGCGGCAAAUCUAACAACCCUUACCCGGCUGCUAUUAUUCACUACAACGGUGCUUCCAACAGCCACCCAACUAACAAAGGCGUUGCUCCGGCCGAUCACGAAUGCUUGGACCUCCUCAACCUCGUCCCGGUCGUCCCCCGCUCUAUACCGACCUCUGGCUUUGUUGCAGCCAGCGACAACACCUUGGAUGUUCAACUGUCUACAACUACCAGGAAGUGGACUAUCAACGGCUCUACUCUCGACGUGGACUGGGGUCACCCCAUCACUCAAUAUGUCAUUAACAAGUCGACCGCCUGGCCCUCAACUGACAAUGUUUGGCUGGUAGAGGAGGCGAAUCAGUGGGCAUACUGGCUGAUUGAGAACGAUCCCACCGCGACUGGCAACGCACUGCCACACCCUAUCCACCUGCACGGCCAUGACUUUGUGGUGCUUGGACGUUCCCCUAAUGUGUCGCCGACAGCCCAGACUCCUUAUACCUUUACGUCGUCGGAUGUGUCGAGCCUUAACGGCAACAACCCUAUCCGGCGUGACGUUGUGAUGCUCCCUCCCAAGGGCUGGCUUCUCAUUGCAUUCCAGACUACUAACCCAGGAGCUUGGCUGAUGCAUUGCCACAUUGCAUGGCACGUCUCUGCUGGCCUUGGAAAUACUUUCCUUGAGCAGCCUUCUGCCUUUGUCGCCGGGCUGAACACGAAUGAUGUUAACCAGCUCAAUUCCCAGUGUAAAAGCUGGAAUGCUUACUAUCCUUCCAAAGACAUCUUCAAGCAGGAUGAUUCGGGAGUUUGA